UUGUGCACCGUCGACAAUUCGUCUCGAUCGGUUUUAUUUUUUUCUUUUAAUAUUUCUCAUUUUUCUCUGAAAUUUCCCACAAUAUUCCAUCAAACCUGCACUUUCUUACGCAAGACAAAUCGUUCGAACCAUUGAAGAAAACUGCGGCUAAACAUAUCAUUCGAUGUUGGCCGAACGAAAUACGAUAAUCUCGGGCAAUCAUAUGACUCCUCUGCACGUGACUUUAUUUACAGUUGACUGAUACUCGCGAACAUGUAUGGUGCAGUUCCUUGUGACAUGAUAGACCGAAAACGAAACAAAGUUAGCGGGCAAUGCGGUAACUAUAUGCGGUCUUUAAUUUAUGAUGCCUUUGCUCGAUAAAUUGUUUCCUUCGAGGAGGAGUUUCAAGAAUAACGUUCAAACCUUCGUAUCGUCGAACGUUGUAGCAGAGGAAGAUGAUAGGAACUCCGCCUUGUGCCUUGGAACAGGUCAAGUUCGGAUCUUGUUGUUCCGAGAAUGCGAGUGGCGCGGAAGAAAGCUUCUCUUUGAUUCCCUCUCGUUGGAAAAACGGUGGCGCAAGAACAAAGCAGCCGCAUUUGAUCUCAAAAACAAUACCGAGCCGACAAACAACGAUUCGAUAAACUUCGCGGGCAGUCGUAGUUUCGAGCGAGAAAGGACAGCAGAGGACGAUGUAAGUUUAUUAAGCGAAAUGGUGUUUGGUACUGUGGCGAUGACGUACAGAGGGUCUUCAUUCAAGAUACAUUCGAUGAAUUCGCCACCCUGUAUUAUGUGCACCAAAGUUUUUCCUGCCACGGAGCAUAAUACGUGUAAACAGAGCGAGAGAGUCUCGGACGAAGGGUUGGGUUGUUCCGUGAACCUCGAUUCUAAUUCCAGCAUGCGAACUCUCUUGUCUCGGCCAAGUUCCGGGAAUUUGUCAGGGUCCGAAUUGAACGUUGGUCCAAGAAAAAAUUCCACUUGCUCUAGUACCGGCAGUGGGUGGGACAUAGAUAUACCGCUACCGAUGGGCAGUUCGCAAUCAUUGGAAAGCAAUGGAUCAUCAGGUAUCGGUAGCCUUUCGAGCUUACGCCGAAGGUGGCUACGUGUAGUAUCUACGUCACUUGCACGAUCGGAUUCGGACGAUGCUUUUGGGCUGCAAUACUGGAGCGAAAAUGGAAAUGAUAAUAAAGACAGUCUCGUCAAGCGUCAUAAAACAAGACUUGGGUUAACAAUGCUAGUGCAACUGGCGAAAGGCCACGAAAGACGAAUCGAAGCUUGUCUUUUGGAGCAUAUGGCUCUACUGGAAGGAAUGCUAGACCGUUUACGAUAUUUUUGCAUCGAAGCGGGUAACGUGAGCGCCCAGAACAAAGGAAUGCAGCUCUCCGAACGGCUGUACAGAUCUUCCUCCCCAUUUAUUAUCUCAUUGCUUCGAUUACUUACGAAUGUUAAUACGAGGCUGAAUUUGCGGACGCCUUUACUGUGGCAUGAUGUACUACUUAAUUCAGUGAGAAUAGAGCACAAAAUGAAUACAUUGCACUAUAGCUUGCAACAAAUGUGUCAGUUACUCGAAAACAUCGAUACAAAAUCAACCAAUUUUUUUUUAAGUACUGUUGUAACUGCUGUUUUAACAUAUCACCUUGGCUGGAUAUACACUACACUGCCUGUUCAUGAUCGGCAAUUGAUGGAGAAAUUAGGUUCCUGGUAUCCCUGUAAUCCUCUGUGGGCUCAACUGGGUGAUUUGUACGGUGCAUUGGGUAAUCCAAUUAGAGUAGCACAUACUGUUGUCGCAGGAGAUCCUCAAAAAGUCGAUUUAAUUAACUCCGUAUUAUCCUUCUUGUCAUACUUUAUUCGCAGUGGGAUUGUACAAAAACGUUAUGAAUAUUGUUGCGUUACCGAAGAAGAUAUUCACAAAGCUGCGAGCCUCAUUGAACAAGCGAGAAUAAAGCGUCCGCAUUUAUUCAAUACGAAAGUAACAUGCAACGAUCGAGACACUUUGACGUCUCGACGCACAUCGCGAACAUUUGCUCGCAAACAAAUUCCAGUACAAGAGCAUCCAUAUGACGUAGAAAGAGGUAAUAGUUUCUUGCAACGUUCCUACCCUCAGUACACCGUUGACGAGUUAAGAGCAGAAGGAUCUGUUAGCCUACUUAAGCGUACUACUACAAUGGAGUCGAAUCUUGAUUCGUUCACGCUGAAACCGUUAGUAUUCGAAAGAGAUACGAAAUUAGUCCCGAAAGAAUUUCCUUGUACCAACGACGAAAAUGAAAAAACAACAAACGAUGAGAAGACCUGUGCAUCCAGCAAAGUUAAAAUAAUAGUUAGUGAUAUUGCAUCGCAGGAUAUUGAUGUGGCCAAGACUGAUACGCAACAUUAUUCUGAAUUUCCAUUGCGGAAUUUCGAAAAGAAGUUAGAGGAUGACGAAACCGAAGAGAUGUUCAUGAAUACUAAAAUGAACACGUUCGAAGGAUACGACACAUCAAUCGACACGCUAAAAUUAUAUUCUAGUAGGCCAGAUUUUGACACUGGUCAGAGCAUGGCUAACGAAAGAAAAAAUUCACAUGUUUUUUUCAUGCUCGGCGAAGAAGAAAAAUCUACUAAAUCGAUACCACGACCGCGACUUGGUCAUAGUUGUCAAUGUUCAUAUAUGUUUACAAGAGUGCCAAGUACAUCCUCGCAAUUGCCAGAAGGUGUACUGAGAAAGAUUAUUCAAAGAAACUUCCCGGAGUCCUCUAAGAGUAUACAGUCACCGCCAGGCACACCUUCAAGCAUGACAGCAGGGUCUUUAGGAUUUUGUCAGAGGUGCAAUGGUCAAGGCUAUGUACCUCCGCAGAAUUACGACAAUUGCAAACAAGUAUUGGAAACACCGACAAACGCAACUGAAGUUCUGCGUACUUGCGGUAGUACUGUCGGUGAUGGAAACGUUGGACUGUCUAGAUCAAAUAGCUUAGAAGCUUUGAUGGAAGCGAGUAGCGUUGUAGAAUUACCCAUGCCACGAUCGAAAAAGAUGAAGAAGACUGAUUCGCACCAAAAUACAGGAUUUACAAAAACACUUUUACAAAACAGUAUAAAACGUGAAGAUUCGCAUGCAAUAAAUAACACUGAAACUGGUUAUACAUGGGGUUUAGUCUUACAGGGUUUGCCAAAAAAGAAGAGAAAACGGAAAAAGAGAAUUGUUAGACAAGGAGAUAAUAAAGAUAACUGUGAAGUUGAAAUUGAAAGAGAAUGGUGGUAUUGCAUACGCGAAGAAUGUCUUGCCAGUGUACGAUAUCCAACUGUUGAUCAACCAAUUGCUGAAUCACUUUGUAUUUUAGCAGAUUUAGAUACUUGGCACGUUGGAAUAAUAUCAAACAAUACACCUUCGCAUGCUGCACCCUUACCAGUGGGAAUGUCAAGACUUGUUUCCAAUAUGCUGGAAAGCUUUGUUUACUUAUGGCGAAAAUACCAUUCAGCGUCACAUUGUGUAGGUAUUCUUGAAGCAAAACUAAGGGAAAUGUGGCUGAAAAGCGAGGCACUGGCUGAAAUGUUGAUGGUAACAGAGUUGUGUGAUGCCAGUGUUGCAAAUCUCACACAUGCUCUCGAUCUUGAUGCAGCAGAUAUACCACUUUUACUCGCAGUCGCAACUUCACACUCGCCAGAAAUAGCGCAGAGAUUUGGUCUGACGCUUACUUGAGUACAUCAUACUUUUAUCACAAUUUUUACACACUGACACGAAGUCCGUUUUGUUCGAUAGAGAACGAAAACUACAAAAGAUGUUUCUAUACUCGUUCAUAGGUAUGAUUGUAGAUAGCUUUAAUAGCUCAACUAACUAUCCCAAUAAAUUUUUAUCCGUCUUUCGAACGAGGAUAAUAAAUUAGUGCUUCUUAAAAGAUUUCUCUCCUUGAUUAUUAUAAAGUCUGAAUCAAAUUGUACAAUUCGUAAAAAGUCUAAUUUGUUAUAAAAUACACAAGUUUUAAAUUUGCAUUUAAAGGUUAGAACUUAUGUAUAUAUUUUGUAAUAAAGAUAAUUGUAAUUUUAAAGUAUUUAUAUAAAAUGACGACACAUUAUUCUUCGGUGGCUUGAAACUUUUAGAAAUCAUAAUUUCAAAGAACGGAUGAUGGUUCUAUUUAAAAAAAAAAAAUGAAAACAAUGGUUUUUAAUGUAUAAAAAUGCGAUACAAGGAAAUUUAGAUGAAAUUUUAAAGGAUUUUGAUGAAACUUUGUAGGCUUGAAAAACAGCCGAAAAUAAUACUUACGUAUUUCUUUCUAGCUGCGGCAACUCAAGUUUAAGGGGUGAAAUCACUCCCAAAAUUUGACCCCAAAAGUGCUAACUCGGAAAUAAUUAGAGAUAGAAAAAAAAUAUUUUGAGAAGAAAAUAUUUGAGUCGAUAAAAAAAUUUCAAAAAUGAUAGCAUGUUCUAUUCUAAACUCAACUAUAUACAUAUAUGUAUAGUAUCUUUAACAGUUAAGACAAAAAUUCCAUUUAUUAUGCCGGCCACUCGUGGUACUCGUAUCAAAGCCAACGAGGUUUAUAAAUUGCUAGUAUCGUCCUUCCUUGA
Colletes gigas is the source of this 4509-nucleotide messenger RNA. RefSeq names its product folliculin-interacting protein 2. Gene Ontology annotation, molecular function: ATPase inhibitor activity; protein-folding chaperone binding. NCBI's taxonomy places the organism in Eukaryota, Metazoa, Arthropoda, Insecta, Hymenoptera, Colletidae. Gene Ontology annotation, cellular component: cytoplasm. The transcript is spliced from 12 exons. The record is from RefSeq and is a predicted model, not a curated record. The coding region runs from base 341 to 3646 and encodes 1101 amino acids.